UUUAGAGGUCAGACCAAGAAUGAGUCGGGUUACUUGGGAUGGGUAGGGUUACUCGAUACACGAGACCCAAAGCCUUGGCUUUUUCCGAUCCAAAACACGAAAUCCGAUUCCACUUUUCUCCUCAUUCCGACCCUUUCCUGCUAUUACUCUUUAAUAUUUUUUUUUCAAAUUAGUUGGGCAAACUCCACAUAACAACAUGUAUUGAAAAAGCAGACAGAAGACUAACUAUUAAUCUAAUAAAAGUUGAAGACCUUCCAAAAUGGGGAAUUAUUGGAGCCCCCGACGUCCAAAUCCGUAUAAGAAUGCAACAGGCUAACGGCCCAGAAGUUGUAAAAUGUUCGAGAAUUAUUAAAAAUACAACAUCAGCAGUCUAUAAAGAAGCUGUAAUGUUUUUGGUUAGUACUAGAGAAGCUGAUUUGGCUAGAACUAAAAUUACAAUUUCUGUUCAUGAUUUGUCUCGUUCCGUAACCGGCAAUGAUACAAUCGGUUUCGUAUUUCUUGGAGAACUGGCUUCAGAUAAAUCGGAAGUGGAUCAAUGGAAAUCUACAAUGGACCAUUGGGGAAAAGAAUACAAAGCCGUCCACACACUAAAAUGCCCCUCAAGUAGGUGUCAACCAACUCUACACGUAUUGGAUGUACAGGACGAAAAUGAUGUUAAGGAAAAUGAUGAUUAA
Molecule: messenger RNA, 674 nt
Organism: Meloidogyne enterolobii
Lineage: Eukaryota; Metazoa; Nematoda; Chromadorea; Rhabditida; Meloidogynidae
Source: the annotation of a GenBank genome assembly